AAUCAGCCCUUUCCGCCAUCUUUCCGUGCUGCCAGAAUGGUGCGCAUGAAUGUCCUGGCCGAUGCUCUCAAGAGUAUCAACAAUGCUGAAAAGAGAGGCAAACGGCAGGUCCUUAUUAGGCCGUGCUCCAAAGUCAUCGUCAGGUUUCUAACAGUGAUGAUGAAGCAUGGUUACAUUGGCAAAUUUGAAAUCAUUGAUGAUCACAGGGCUGGGAAAAUUGUUGUGAACCUCACAGGCAGGCUAAAUAAGUGUGGAGUGAUCAGCCCUAGAUUUGAUGUGCAACUCAAAGAUCUAGAAAAAUGGCAGAAUAACCUGCUCCCAUCCCGUCAGUUUGGUUUCAUUGUACUGACAACCUCAGCUGGCAUCAUGGACCAUGAAGAAGCAAGACGAAAACAUACAGGAGGGGAAAUCCUUGGAUUCUUUUUCUAGGGAUAUAAUACAAAUAAAAUGCCUCAGAGGACAAAAAAAAAAAAAAAAGA
Molecule: messenger RNA, 479 nt
Organism: Bubalus bubalis (water buffalo)
Lineage: Eukaryota; Metazoa; Chordata; Mammalia; Artiodactyla; Bovidae
Product: 40S ribosomal protein S15a-like
Exons: 1
Coding region: 37-429 (130 amino acids)
Biological process (GO): translation
Cellular component (GO): cytosolic small ribosomal subunit; ribosome
Molecular function (GO): structural constituent of ribosome
Source: RefSeq, a predicted model, not a curated record